Molecule: messenger RNA, 2568 nt
Organism: Podarcis muralis (Common wall lizard)
Lineage: Eukaryota; Metazoa; Chordata; Lepidosauria; Squamata; Lacertidae
Biological process (GO): regulation of transcription by RNA polymerase II
Molecular function (GO): DNA-binding transcription factor activity, RNA polymerase II-specific; RNA polymerase II cis-regulatory region sequence-specific DNA binding
Source: RefSeq, a predicted model, not a curated record
GCUCUAAGAAACGGAGCUCGGUGGAUUUAACCCUUUGUUGGCAAAGACCGGACCCAGAAGCUAACAGAACAAUUUACAUUAGGACCAGCAGCCUCCCAAGCAGCGAGCUAUUUUUGCAAUGGUUUUUAUCGCUGCAGGAGAGCAGCAAGGGGCAUAGAUCAGUGGCAGAGCGUCUGCUUUGCAUGCAUCCCCGGCAUCUCUAGGUAGGGCUGCAAAACUAGGGAGCUGCUGCCAGUCCGUGCUGGCAACAUAGAGGUAGAUGGCCGGUUAAUGGUUAAAUCAACAGCCGCGGCUCAAUUCCUAGCGAGGCAAGAAAAAAUGUGAGGGGAGGAGAGGGGCGGGACAGAGGACAGCCUUCCAUGCAUUUCCUUGCCCGGCUUUGCAGCUAAAAUGCUGCCUGGCUGAGAUUUAUUUUUUGCAUUGCUAGGAGGUUGGUGCAUAGGGUGCAAUGAAUGAGGUGCGUGUUCAGAAAGUGCUGCCUAGUGGGUAGAGCAUGUGCUGCUUGGCAUGCAGAAAAUUCCAUGUUCAAUCGCCAGGGCUGGGAGAGAGACUCCCUGCCCUGAAACUCUGGACAGCUGCUGCCAGUCAGAGUUGACAGUAAUAAGCCAGUAGCCCGACUCGGUAUAAGGCAGCUUCUGAAGUUCCUGAGAGUAGCAGGCACCCCCUCUUUCUGAAUUGUAUCAGAAAGGAGUCCCCGUCCCCCCCACAUAGAAUUCAUAGAAUUGUAGAGUUUGGAAUGACCCCAAGGGUCAUCUAAUCCAACCAACUCUAACCCAUGACCCUGAGAUCAAGAGUCAUGCCUUGGAAUGUGGGUGACCCCUUUCCAAGUUCACGGUGAGCUCCGGCCCCUCUUUUUCUAGAAAAAUAGCUCUUGGUGGAAGGCCAAGGGCAGGCCCAUCUUCCUCAUCUGCCCUCUGCCCCACCGCACACUAGUGAGGGAAAGAGCUGCGUUCGAAUCCUCCCUGCAAGCGGAAAUGGCUCUAGCAGGAGUCGGGGAACCCUCAGCCUCCUGCCUUCAGUUCCCAGCUGCGUUAGAGCGGUGGCUUCAAAUGGGCUUGACCCCUGAGAGCGAGGAAGAAGGCCAAGCGGGCGCCAUGGGGCAGUUUCUGAGGUGGACCGUGGAACAGAUGAAGCAGGAACCGACCCAGGGGGUGUUGUCUCGGCACUGGGAAGCCCAGUGGCAGGCGUUCCUGAAGGCCUCGCGGUUCCCAGGGUCGGACUGGGGAGACCCACAGACUGUGCUGCGGGGUGGCGGCAAAAUCUUCCUUCCCCAUCGUUCCAUCGGCAGGCAGAUUAUGGCAGAGCAAGGGGCUGACUCCCCAGCUGCCCUCGGUGCGGAGGCCCAGCGCCAGAGCUUCCGCCGGUUCCGCUACCAGGAGGCCGAGGGCCCUCAUGAGGUCUGCAGCCGCCUCUGGUACCUAUGCCACCGGUGGCUGAAGCCGGAGAGGCACACCAAGGAGCAGAUCCUGGAGCUGGUGAUUCUGGAGCAGUUCCUGGCUGUCCUGCCGCCGGAGAUGCGGAGCAGGGUUCAGGAAGGAGGCCCGGAGACCUGUUCCCAGGCGGUGGCCCUGGCCGAGGAGCUCCUUCUGGGGCAAAGAGAGGCGGAGGAAGAACAGGUGUCGGGCCUGUCCCAAGUCCUGAAAUUUCCUGAUGAUGAAGAGGAACAGGCGUCAUCUGAGUCUGGACAGGGGCUCCUCCGUGGGGAGAUCAAACAGGAGAGCGGAGAUUAUGCCAUUUCUCUGGAUGAUGCUUGGGGAACUGAGAAGGAUUGGGAAUCGCAUGAGGUGUGGUCGGGAGGAAUUAAGAGCGGAGAGGAGGAAGCUGACGCUGAGAACCGAGAAGACGUCCUCGAGGGGGUGAAUCGAACAGAGAUGUGGAACCAGAGACCCGUAGCCUGCCAGCUAAGCCAGUUUGGAGCGUUCUACGAGCUCUCGGCCCAUCAGAAACCGCGGCUGGAGAAGAAGCAGAGCACCUGCGGUGUUUGCGGAAAAGGCUUCAGCCGCAAGUCAAACCUUCUCCGACAUCAGAGAAUCCACACAGGAGAGGAGCCCUACAAGUGCCCGGAUUGCGGGAAGAGGUUCCGCUGGAGCACGAGCCUCAUUGCGCACCAGAGGAUCCACAUGGGGGGAAAGCCCCACAUGUCCGGGAAGAGCUUUGACCACAGCCAGAACUUUGCACGGCACCAGAGGCUCCCCUCCACCAGAGGGAAGAAGCCGCACAAGUGUGUCGAUUGUGGGAAAAGUUUCAGGCGGAGCUCGAAUCUGGCUAUUCAUCAGACAAUCCAUGCAGGGGAAGAACCUUUCAAGUGUGUGGACUGUGGGAAAAGCUUCAGCUACAAGUCAAGUCUCAGCCGGCACCGGAGGGUCCAUGCAGGGGACGAAAGAUUCAAGCUUUGCUUUUGAAUCCAGCCUCACUAGACAUCAGAGCAUCCACUGCGGGAAAAGUUUCAGCGACGAGCAGAACCUUAUUACACAUCAGAUCAUUCCCGCCGGCACAUAAGCAGCCAGGCUCUCUUCUAAGAGGCUGGAGUAAAAUAAAAUAUUUUUGCCUUAAGGGUGGUGGAAAUGU